Molecule: messenger RNA, 2115 nt
Organism: Helobdella robusta
Lineage: Eukaryota; Metazoa; Annelida; Clitellata; Rhynchobdellida; Glossiphoniidae
Exons: 6
Coding region: 73-660 (195 amino acids)
Biological process (GO): ATP metabolic process; nucleoside triphosphate biosynthetic process
Cellular component (GO): cytoplasm; cytosol
Molecular function (GO): ATP binding; AMP kinase activity
Source: RefSeq, a predicted model, not a curated record
AUAAGUUUGGCGAGUUGUCUAAAUUUGGUUGUUGCUUCUUUGAGGUAGUUGUCAACUGUUACUUGCGAAAAAAUGGCUCCCUGCUCAGAACUUGCUCAUGCUAAGAUCUAUUUUGUCCUUGGUGGUCCAGGAAGUGGAAAGGGGACUCAGUGUGACAAAAUAGUGGCAAAGUACGGAUUCACUCACCUGUCGACGGGGGAUUUGUUGAGGGACGAGGUGGCAUCUGGGUCCGAAAGAGGCAAACAACUGACCGCCAUCAUGGAGAAGGGGGAGUUGGUUUCAUUGGAAACAGUGCUGACCUUGCUGAGAGAGGCCAUGUUGAAAAAGGCGAAGGAGAGCAAGGGUUUCUUGAUCGAUGGCUACCCCAGGGAAUUGGAUCAGGGCAAACGUUUUGAAGCCGACGUCAGCCACGUGGACAGCGUCAUUUACUUCCAUGUGGCCGACGAGACGAUGAAGAAGAGGUUGAUGAAGAGGGCGGAGACCAGUGGCAGAGUGGACGAUAAUGAGGAGACCAUCGUCAAGAGGUUGAAAACCUUUCACGAUCUUACACAGCCAGUAGUUGAUUACUACGCCAAGCAGAACAAAGUCAUCCAGAUCGAAGCAGAGGGAACGGUGGAUGAGAUCUUCAAGAAGGUGGAGAGUUACCUGGACAAAAAGUAAGCACCCGCCUACAUGCCUGCCUUCACAGAAAUUACAUUGUGAUAAUCAAUCUGCAAUGAACCUGCACACGAGUCUCUUCUAGCUUAUGAACAAUUCAGCAGAACGCGACAUUUAUCUCAAGCACUCUCACUCUUAUAUCGUGUUUUUUUAGCUUUCUACCAUUUAUUAUUAUUUAUUUUAUUGUAUCAAUGGAAUUUAAAUACAAUUAUUCAACAAAAAAUAGUUUUAUUUCAAUUUUAUAAGCAAUAACAAAAUUGUUCAAAGCUUUCGAAAUGCAAUAUGAAAUUAGUAGAAUAAAAAUCGAUGGGUAGCAGACGAAUCAUCUAGGCAAGAUAGAAUAUUACAACUUAAAUGUUGCACGACUACAAGUUGAACUCAUGUGAAUCGAGUCAAAAAUUACAUGAAGAACUUUUUGACCGACGACGAAAUUUUCUAUGAAGUACCUAUAAAACGUACGGAAUUAGAGAAAUUUCAACAUAUUUACCGAAUAGAGAUUUUUGAGAGUUAAAAUUUAAAUGACUUAGCAAAAUGAAAAUAUAUUUAGUAUAACAAAAAUAUCAUUUAAUUGAAAGGGAAGGCGAGUAAAAAUAAUUCAGUAAUUCGCGAAAAGUUUUUAUAACUAAUAAUUCAAGCGAAGCAUCCUCUGCCAUAUUUGGUAGGAAUGAUCUCCAACGCCAAUUAAUUUAUUUUCCGAAGACUUCCUUGAUGAACUCCUCGUAGUUGAGUGUUCCGGAUUUGUCCUUAUCGGCCAUGGCGAUGAUCCUGUUGAUUUCCUGUUCGCUCAUGUGCUUGCCACACUCCUUGAAGACCUGAUCCAGUUCCUUCUUGUCGAUCGAGCCGCUGUUGUCUUGGUCGAAUCUGCGGAAGAUGUCACGCAUGGCUGCUUCCCUGUUUCGACGGUUUUGUUGAGGGGUGAAAAGGGGAAACUUUCAAUUGAUAAAUAAAUUUUUUUCAUUCUUCGAAGUUAACGGCAUUUAGACUCCCGAAAAGGAAACGAAUAAAUUUAUUAAAUAAUAUCGCAAGCUCGCAUUUGAGAAUAUAGAGUUUGUAAUUAUUUUAUUCCAUGGAGAGGCUACAUGAGGUCACAAUUUGGUCUUCAUCACACCAUCUGCUUACAUCCUUAUCAAAAAUAACUAAAAUUGAAACAGAACUGCGCCAAUAAUUGUUACAUAUUUUUAAACUCUCAACAACUUAUCUGGAACUGAAUAAGAAUUAAAAAAAUAACGAACGGUAAAAGAUUAUAGAAAGAAAACAAAGAGCGUCCCGUGCGAGCAAGUUCCCAAUAAUUAAUUUUUAUCCAAUUAACUUUUUACUUUAAAUUUUUAUGUGUGUACAAAGAUGUUUUGCGUAAAGUUUGUCUUAGAUAGUUUAACGAAGCCUCGGAUUAUCUAUUGAAAAUAACUCUAAAAACUAAAUCCUUCAUAGUUACAUCAACUAAUUCGAUGCAUUCUCCUG